GAACAUUCUCCAUCUCCCAUCCUCAAAGUCCUAUCUCCUCUCAACAUGUCCUGCAACAACAGCUGUUCUGGAACCUUCUCCCAGUCCUUUGGGGUCCAACUGCAGAAUCCGAUCUCUUCAUGUGGCUCCUCCUACCCCAACAACGUCUUCUACAGCACUGACCUCCAAACUCCCAUCACCCACCAACUGGGCUCCUCUCUUCACAGUGGGUGCCAGGAAACCUUCUGUGAGCCCACCGGCUGCCAGACAUCCUACGUGGUCUCCAGACCCUGCCAGAGGCCUUUCUACAGUCAGGGGAUUCGAGGGUCCUUCAGCCCCUGCCAGUCAACUUUUUCAGGAUCUCUGGGACUUGGUUCCAGGGGUUUCCAGUCUUUUGGUUGUGGCUACCCAACCCCAGGAUUUGGAUCCCAUGGUUUCCAGUCAGUGGGAUGUGGUACCCGUACUUUCUCCUCCCUAAAUGGUGGGUCCAGCUUUUUCCGCCCAACCUGCUUCUCUUCCAAAAGCUGCCAGUCUGUUUCUUACCAGCCAACCUGUGGGACUGGGUUCUUCUGAUCCGUAUUGGGGAAAUUAGAAAUGUAAAAGGUACCUACUACCUUCUAUGCUAAGAGCCGCACUGCCUUUGGAUUUUCUGCAUUAGUCUAGGAAUUUGACUUCUACUCAUGAGUUCCUAUAAUUGGAAAAUGUAUUUAAGUGGAGAAAGAUGCUGAAUUGUUUUCUUCUAUGUUAUAGGCAUGCAAAAAAAUCAAGCAUAAUCCUUUCAUAUCUCUUAGCAAUUACUCAGACUUCCUGUCUUGAUUUUUGCAAGGCAGGAGGUUGUAAGCAUAAAUAAAAAUAUUCAACUGG
Rattus norvegicus (Norway rat) is the source of this 843-nucleotide messenger RNA. It is a transcript of the gene Krtap14, whose product is annotated as keratin associated protein 14. The transcript has a single exon. The record is from RefSeq and is marked provisional. Bases 46 to 552 code for a protein of 168 amino acids. Lineage: Eukaryota; Metazoa; Chordata; Mammalia; Rodentia; Muridae. Gene Ontology annotation, cellular component: cytosol; keratin filament.